Lingula anatina is the source of this 1599-nucleotide messenger RNA. RefSeq lists its product as uncharacterized. The record is from RefSeq and is a predicted model, not a curated record. Gene Ontology annotation, cellular component: cytoplasm. Gene Ontology annotation, molecular function: signaling adaptor activity; receptor tyrosine kinase binding. Gene Ontology annotation, biological process: cell migration; enzyme-linked receptor protein signaling pathway. NCBI's taxonomy places the organism in Eukaryota, Metazoa, Brachiopoda, Lingulata, Lingulida, Lingulidae.
UGGCUACGUGACCCAGACAGGUGCGUUGACCAAAAAUAUUUGCACAGUACAAAAACUGUGGCCUUAUCAAUGAAACUACGUGGGUAAAAAGUAUGGUCUGCAUUAGGAUUUUACUUAUGCUUGGACGGAUUGAUAAGUUCUAAUAGUGAGAAACAAGACUUAUUUUUCACCUAACGUGGUAAUUAUGUUUGUGCAAAAUUUCUUACUUCCGGGUUAGACCACAACUCAUCGACUUCCUGCACCCCGAACACAUAACUCAGUUUCUGUUGCUGCUCUGCUUCUUUGUCUUCACCAGCGGGACGCCGGGAUCUAGACCGCAGUUGAUGUUGAAAUGAGAGGAGGCCAAAUCAGUGAUGGCAGCCAGCAAUGAUGCUAACCUUCCAGUGCCUCCGCCGAGACUUCCGCCAAAACCGAAGGUCAUACGGCGCAAGUCCGAGCUCCAGAUGAUCCAAUAUUAUUACCCAGACAUUAAGGGUUUAGAAGAAGUUAAAGAGGUUCUCUUUGACUAUAUCCAUAUCCCAGGCAGCUUUCUUCUCAGGAACAGUUCAAGGAACGAAGGGGCACUUGUCGUCUCUGUUGUACAUGAAGAUGGUUCCAUAAAACACUUCACCAUCAACGAAAACGACUCCCAGUACUUCCUGCAAGACAAGUACUUUAAAACCAUCAACGACUUGGUUCAAAAUUAUGCCAAAGAGGACGUCCCAAACUUGGAGAACAUCGCAAACGUGCGACUGCUUCAUCCCAUCAUCACUGCUUACAGUACAGCAACACCGCCUUCAACAGAUCCGUUCUCCGAGUCUUACCCUCCUUCUGGCCGUUCUCCUCUGAAUUACUCCAAGAGUUUUCCAAGGUCAGCAAUGACAAAUGGACCAAAGGGGAGGUACUUCUCGGACUCAGCAUAUCCAAUAGGUGAAUCACCCCCACAUUCUGCCACCAUUGCUACCACUAAAGGUAGGGCAGGGGGGAAAAGUAAGAGUGUCAAGGUGGGAUACUUGGAAAAUAGCCGACGUAAUGAAGCGGAGACCAAACCAACCUGGUAUAGACGAGGUAGUAUGGAUGAGCAUCAAAGCAACACAAGAGAGACUGUUAGCAAAUCGAAUAAAUAUCGUAGAGGAAGUAUUGACGAUCGACCCCCAGCACCACCGCCAUUACCCCCGGAGGAACCCAAGUAUCUAGAAAGUCAGUCACAGACUUAUAUCUACAGCAGAGCCUAUGACACCGAUAUAAACCGAUUUCAGGAUCUGCUCGAAAAACUAAAAUUUUCCGACGAGCACCAAAAGUGUGACUGUGGUAUUUACAUCAAGGACUCUUUGUUUCCUGGUGGAUGGACCAUUCAUCGUAGCACGGAAGAGACGACAAAAGGAAUGGUGUUCUUUAUAAAUGAGGAAAAAACCGUCUCAUCUUGGACUUUGCCACAAGAGGUUAUUCAGCUGCUGGAGCCAUCACACUUUCAGACUCUGAAAAGUUUAGGUUUUAAUUUUGCUCUGUUUAAGGGAUCAUAAGUUGAGAUAUGCUGAUGCCUAAUUUAUUUAUUUAUUUAUUUAUUUAUUUAUUUAUUUAUUUUGGACAAAAGAUACAGGGAAUAUUUUUUUCUUCAGA